AUGCUGAUGGCAGAAUCACGCGACUCGGUCCUUGCAGAUGCCCCCUUUCGCAUGGCCGUAGUUGGAUCUGGCCCAGCUGGGUUUUACACGGCAUAUCGGGUCAUGUCGAAGCUUCCACAGGCUCGUGUUGACAUGUACGAGGCUUUGCCAGUCCCGUUCGGCCUUGUGCGUCACGGAGUUGCGCCAGACCACCCGGAAGUCAAGAACUGCAAAGACAAAUUUGAUGAAGUUGCUUCCUCUCCCAAUUUCACUUUUGUGGGAAAUGUCUCCAUUGGUCAUCCGGGGCAUUUGGCCGAGCAUUGCACCAUACCUCUUAAGGUGCUCAUGGGCCAUUAUGACUCUGUUCUAUUUGCAUAUGGGGCAUCGGAGGACAAGAAGCUGCACAUUCCAGGCGAAGCAUCUCUCAAGGGCAUCUACUCAGCCCGUCAAUUUGUCGGUUGGUACAAUGGCCAUCCAGAUUGCGGCCAGAUUGAGCCAGAUCUGUCACGGGCAGAGGAAGCCGUCAUCAUCGGCCAAGGCAAUGUUGCCUUGGACGUAGCCAGAAUCUUGCUAGAGGAUAUAGACGUGCUGAGGAAGACUGAUAUUUCAGAUCGAGCCCUCGCACAGUUGGCUGAAAGCCGAGUCAAGAGGGUUCAUGUUGUAGGGCGGAGAGGGCCAAUGCAGGCGGCGUUUACAAUCAAAGAAGUGCGAGAGCUAAUGAAACUUUCUGGAGUGGCUUUUCAUGGAGUGGACGACUUGCUAAUCCCAGCAGCUCUUGAUACUCUUCCGAGAGCCACCAAGAGACUCAUGGAGGUCCUUCGAAAGGGAACGACAGCGAGCGUUUCUGAAUCUCCAAAAUCUUGGUCACUAGACAACUGUUUGGCGCCAAAAGCCUUUGUUGGGGACAAACAGAAUCCUUCUGUUGUGGGUAGCACUGAGUUUUAUGUGACGAAGUUGGAAGACCCAUUCAACCCUCGAUCGUCGGUUGCUCGUACGGAUGAAACCAUCACCCUUCCAUCGGACAUAGCUUUUCGCUCCGUCGGUUACAAGUCAGUGGCUCUACCGGGAUUUGCCGAGGUCGGUAUCCAGUUCGACGAGAAGCGAGGAAUCGUCACCAACGACGGGCUGGGUCGAGCGACGCAAUCGUCAGCCAACCUUGCCGAGCCUGUCGAGACUCAUCCACCAGCUUUGCCUGGUGUCUACUGCGCUGGCUGGGUUAAGAGAGGACCCACCGGCGUUAUUGCCUCUACCAUGAGCGACGCAUUCACAACAGGCGACGCUGUGGUGCAGGACUGGUUGUCAGGGGCUCCCUUUCUAGAUCGCUCAGCGAACGGCACAGCUAAGGGAUGGGAGGCGGUCAAGGCUGAUGUUAACGCUCAAGCCGAUCAGAUAGUCACAUGGGAUCAAUGGCGCCAGAUAGAUCAAGCUGAAACAGCACAAGGGCUAACAAGAGGUAAACCUAGAGAGAAGUUCACCAGCAUUAGAGACAUGCUCAGCUCCAUCAAAUGA
This is a messenger RNA of Trichoderma virens Gv29-8, 1488 nucleotides long. RefSeq lists its product as uncharacterized. Gene Ontology annotation, biological process: ubiquinone biosynthetic process. Gene Ontology annotation, cellular component: mitochondrion. The transcript has 4 exons. The record is from RefSeq and is a predicted model, not a curated record. Bases 1 to 1488 code for a protein of 495 amino acids. NCBI's taxonomy places the organism in Eukaryota, Fungi, Ascomycota, Sordariomycetes, Hypocreales, Hypocreaceae.